UAUGGCCAAGACCAAAGAGCUGUCAAAGGACACCAGAAACAGAACUGUAGACCUGCACCAGGCUGGGAAGACUGAAUCUGCAAUAGAUCACACAGACGCAGAUCAGUCCAUGGAGGGACACACUCCUGUGUCUGAAAACCCUCACGCAGAGUACGGUCUGACGGAAAACAUCCAGAGGACGGUGGAGAACGAGAAGGCCGGUUCUGAGAAGAUCUCCAAGCAGAAGGUGGACCUGCAGGCGCUGCCGACCCGAGCCUACCUGGACCAGACCGUGGUCCCGAUCCUGCUCCAGGGUCUGUCGCUGCUCGCCAAGGACAGACCUCCAAACCCCAUCGAGUACUUGGCAGCGUUCCUGCUGAAGAACAAAUCCCAGUUUGAAGAGAGGAAUUGAACUGUGGAGUCAUUUCAUUCACUAGAAACUCCUGUUUGUUCCUGAACUGCUACACUUUUGUUUUUUUAUGAAUAUCCAGAAUAAACAUGUUGACAUUAAAGAGGAGCUGCUCUUU
Molecule: messenger RNA, 506 nt
Organism: Anoplopoma fimbria (sablefish)
Lineage: Eukaryota; Metazoa; Chordata; Actinopteri; Perciformes; Anoplopomatidae
Gene: dpy30
Product: dpy-30 histone methyltransferase complex regulatory subunit
Exons: 5
Coding region: 2-391 (129 amino acids)
Cellular component (GO): Set1C/COMPASS complex
Source: RefSeq, a predicted model, not a curated record